Notodromas monacha is the source of this 195-nucleotide messenger RNA. Lineage: Eukaryota; Metazoa; Arthropoda; Ostracoda; Podocopida; Cyprididae. The record is from the annotation of a GenBank genome assembly.
AUGGUGCAAUCAUUGGAUGAAGUUACGUGGUACAGCAUCUAUCCGACGAUGUGGACCGUGGAAGAUGUGCACAAAUGGAUUUCCUUGUCUGCCAAGCAGUACAACAUGAAGCCCGUCGACCUGACGAAAUUCGCUGUCGACGGAGCAACGCUUUUGUGCUUCACGGAAGAAGAGUUCAAGGAACGCGCCGGAGAC